Messenger RNA from Neofelis nebulosa (Clouded leopard), 1670 nucleotides. RefSeq names its product membrane spanning 4-domains A3 (gene MS4A3). The transcript has 8 exons. Lineage: Eukaryota; Metazoa; Chordata; Mammalia; Carnivora; Felidae. Gene Ontology annotation, cellular component: membrane. The coding region runs from base 602 to 1240 and encodes 212 amino acids. The record is from RefSeq and is a predicted model, not a curated record.
GAAUUCUAAGUGUAGGGGCUCCUUGUUGGCUGAGUGUGACUGUCUCUCAUUGGCUGGGCUGUUGCCAGGAGAGGGUGGUGAGACGAACCAGCCUGUCUAAGCCUGUGAGAAUUGAACGUAAGGAUGCGUGUGACCACCCUCCCUCCUCCAGACGCUGCUCUUACUAUCUGACUUCAUUCUUUUCUUACUGGGCAAGUGACUGCUCGACGCCCCCCAUCCCACAAUGCUUUCCCACCCAUCUCCCUGUACUUCCUGCUUGCAUUUCUUGGUCCAACCAUAUGUUAAGCAAUGUCACAGGGCCAGCAGACGGUUACUCCUGCUGCCAGUUUCCUAAUCAACGGUAAGCCUUGGGGACGCACAGUGAAAGCAGAGUGGUCCCAGGUGCCCGUGUGGUUGGCACACUCUGCAGUCAGCCAGCACCACAUUUUCACCGACUCCUCUAGAGUGUUGCCUCAGGCAAAGGUACGUUAAGCCUGAGUCCGAAGAGGCUGCAGUUUUCCAGAAAGGACAUCAUCGCUAUCAUUACUGAGCGUCUCCUACUCGGCUUCAGAGGCAAGACGUCUUCCAACGCUUGAAGCCUCCAAGCCAUCAAUAACCCCAGAUGGCCUCCCGAGGAGAUAAGAAUGCAGAACUGGAGGCAGCCUCAGCAGGUGGUACCCCAGCGAGCCAGGUGGAACCAGAGGUGGUGAAUAACUCUGUCUACCAGCCCAUUAAUGGAUCACAAAAUCAACAGAAGGAGAAGUUACAGGCCCUUGGGGCCGUCCAGAUCCUGAAUGGAGCAACAAUUCUGGCUCUGGGUGUUUUUAUAGGUUCCUCACAAAGCAUAUUUCGUCCCUUCCGCCAGUUUUUCUUGGUCUUCUACACAGGCUACCCACUAUGGGGUGCUGUUUUUUUUAUUGUUUCAGGAUCCUUGUCUGUUGCAGCUGGGAGAAAACCCACAAGAAAGUUGGUGGAACACAAUUUUGGAAUGAAUAUUGCCAGUGCUACCAUUGCUCUAGUCGGGUUUGUUUUUGUCUCGAUCAAUUUAGCAGUUAAUAAGUAUUCUCUCAAGGGAUGUCCGUCUUCACAGUCACUGGACUUAUGCAUUUGCAUGGGCGUCUUAUCAAACGGCAUCAUGUCUCUAAUGCUCGUCCUUACCUUGCUGGAAUUAUGCAUCAGCAUCUCUGUUUCAGCCAUGUGGUGUGCAGAAAACAAAUGUAAUUCCAGACAGGCGAUUUCCUCACCUGGUAAUUCUGUGUAAGCAGAAAUGCCUCCUGAUGAAACUAAAUCUGAGAGCAAGGAAGUUCAACCUCAACUCUCCAAGGAGUCAGAGCUUCAUCAAAGACCUCAGGAAGACAGGAGCCUCCUCUCUUUACGGCACGAAUCAAGAGAAACUUGAAUUUCUGACUCAACUUUUUUGUUUUUGUAAAUUCUGUGCUCACCACUCCAAAGUUGUUCCCAUAAUCGGUGCUCUUUCUUCUUACCCACCUACCCCAUUGCCUUACAAGGUUUAAAGGAGGCAGGCAGAAUAAUUCCCGUUUUAUGAAUUCUCUCUAAAUCCAACUCCCAACCACCCAUUGAGAAGGAAAACGAGUCAGAUGUUUUUUGCAUUGCAGAAAAAUGCUUCUUGGCUUUAGCUGACGUCAGCAUUGUAAAAACUCAAAUAAAAAAAUCAUCAUUAUCAUCGUUAA